AGUCACUCAAGAAAAUGAUUGGUUGCAUUACAACUGUUUUAAUUUCAAUUGAUUACAUUUUCUUGAGUUUCUACAUCAAGCAUGCACAUUAGUAUUUAGUUGGGUUUUUUUUUUAAGAAGUAUGUUUCACUGGGUGGUUCCACACCACUCCUUAUCAGCCAUUUCAAUAUUAUAUCAAGCCGACGUCAUGAAGUGAAGGGAAAUAACUCUUAAACCCGGAAGAGUUAAAUAAAUAUUACCAGGUCCAAGAAACUGUCCUGUAAAGUACGGCUACGAUGAGAACUGUUAAAAUAUUGCUGCUAUUCCUGGCUUGUAAGGAAAUACAAAUAUGAGAACUUUAAAAUAUUGCUGUUUUAUAUCUUGACGCAGUCUUGCUGCAUAAGAAACUGCCAAUAUAAGAACUUUUAAAAUGUUGCUGUGUCCCGUUAUUGCCGUAUUCUAUCCUGAAUCAGUCUUGUGAAGAACUGUCACGAUGAGUACCUUUGAGGGUCGGAUGUUAGAAUAUACUUUCAUAUCUCUUGACCGAUUUGAUAGAAAGAACUUGUCAUCUACAAUGUUCUUUCUAUCUCAUACACACUUCGAUCACACCCAGGGACUUGGUGAGCCAGAGUUUUUGAAAGUUCUUGAGAAAAGGCAAUCUACUUAUUUAUACUGUUCUAAGUUGGUACAAACCAUUCUUCUCAAAAUGUCUUGUUUUAAAAAACUGGAACCUCAUAUAAAAGUACUAGAAGUCAACAGUCCAACUGUAAUUGAAGUCCCCAAUGAUGAACAUUCUUCUCAAAGUACUUGUUCUACGAUCACAGUAACCUUGCUACAAGCUGGCCACUGCCUUGGUUCAGUCAUGUUCUUAAUUGAAGGUUCUGAAGGUACCGUUCUAUACACUGGGGACUUCCGAUGGGAAGAGAAUGAAUUUUUCCGAAUGCCAUGGCUGAAGUCUGGAGACAACAUGAAAUUAAUUAAAAGCUUGUAUGUAGACACAACCUUCUGCAUUCCUGAGGCCUUUCAUGUUCCAACUCGAACACAAUCAUAUGAAGCUAUCCUUUCCGAAGUCACAAAGCAUUUUAAGAAAGAUGACAAUAAUUACGUAUGCAUCUUUUCUAAAACCGGAUUUGGUUAUGAACACCUGCUAGAGAAACUGGCUAAAGCUUUCAGAAUGAAAGUUCAUGUUGAUGAUUUUAAGAAAUCUGUUUAUGACACAAUUCCUAAACUUAAGGAUUCAUUCACUACAUCUGCACGAAGUACUAGAAUCCACUUUCACAACACUCAGUAUUGCCCACAGCUAAGAACCAAAAUAUCAGAAUUACUUGUUAUUAAAGUAUCUGUUAUGUGGUUUGUGGAAGGAUCCAGAAGAAAGGGCUGUGUGGAUGCACUUCAGUGGGUUGGCCAAAAUACAUGCCGUGUAUGUUAUUCCUUUCAUCCAUCAUUUGAAGAAGUUCAAGCUCUUGUUAGAUAUUUGAAACCUGAAAAUGUCCUUCCAAAUGUCUGUCCUCAAUGUUAUACUUUAGAGCAGACUCAAAUAAAACUCAAUAAGAUUCUGGAUGAGUCCAAACCAAAGAAACAGCAGCAGCAUUGUUCAUCUAAUGACAGCCAACUUGGAAUGAUGAAACUUAAGAAAGUUCCAGAAAUCUCUUAUCCUCCCCGAACAAGUGUUUCCUUUGGUGACUCUGAGAGUUCAUAUAAUCAAGAGUCACAGAUCUCGAUUUCAGAGAGUACCAGCAGUAACGAAAACGAAAAUAUGUCAUCAAGUUGUGAUGUUCAGGGAGUUGAGAGUGACAGUGUGAUGUUACAAAGUCAUGGAACCCCAAGAGAUAUAUCUGAAGAAAGUACAUCACAUUAUACCAAACUGAGAGAUAAAUUUAAAGACAAGAUAUCACAACAUAGCAAUACUUACAGAGAAAUGUCUAGUGAUAUGACAUCACAAAGCAAUAACAGCAAACAGGUUAUGUCCAACAACAAACUAUCACAGCAGUAUAACUCACAUGAAGAAACCUUAGAAAGUGUAACAUCACAUCAUUGUAAUAGCCAGAGUCACUCAUUAGAAAAUAUGUCACAAAAUUCCAUUCCAUGUGAAUUCAUGUUGCCCACUAUGGCAGCAGAACAGAUAAGAGAUAUUUCCCCAAAACAUGUAACUGAAUUAACUCACAUGUCACCAAAACCUGUAUCCAGUAACCAGGGUAACAUGUCACCAAAAUAUACAGAGAGUAAUAAAGAUAUGUUAACUAUGAAAUCACCAAGAGAUAAAGAAGACAAGGAAAAAUUAUUGUCUGAUGCUCCAUUAGAACAGUCAGAAGAAGAAAAAUACAAAACCCCAGAAGGAAAUGGAAAUUAUGUAAAUUACCAUCAAAUGUCUCCAAACAAUAUCUAUACUAAAAACUACACAGAACAAAAUGAAGUGAAAAAAAUUACAAGUCAAAACCAAAGUAAAGUUCUUGAUCAGAAAGAGGCCACAGACAAUCAAAGAGAUACAAAGAUUUAUAAAGAUCAACUAGUAAACCUCAGUCAAAUUUUCAGGCCAUUAUAUUAUUUUGGUGGUAAUAGCAGUCAGACAGAUCCAGGUUCUAUACAGCAUAUCAUGAAAAAGUCAUUUGAUUCUAAAGAUUCCAGUAAAAAUAUACCAGAGACAAAGCUUAAUGUUGAUGAUAAAUCCUCUGAUUGCAUUAGUGAUGGUAAAAGCAAAGCUAUAGCAUUACAAGAUGGACCUCUUUCAAAUAACAGUCAUAGUUCUAGUUUUGAUCAUUCCGUUUGCAAGAUUACUGAGAAGAGUAAAAGAAUGUCUGAGACCUCUCCAAGUAAGAAUAAGUCUGAAAUUCAGAGUUCAGCAUCAAGUGGUGUUACCAAAAGUUUUUCUCUUGCCAUGAAUAAAGAAGUGACUUCUAUGUUCAGUGUUGAUGAAGAUAAUAAUACAAUAAAUGAAAGUUUGAAGAGUGAAACAAGUUGCUCUAUCCCAGAAGUAAGUGCAGGAGGCAAUAAUACUGGGAACAUCUGUUGCAUGUCUAAAGAAAUUCCAUCUGAUAAAACUGUUUCUCAGUCAAUUCCUGCUUCUUCUCAACUGGGUAAACGAAAACAUGAAACAAUAGCUUCUUGUGAUGAUAAUUGCAGUAAUCACAAGAAUGUUUGUGACGUUCAGUUGGUAAAUAAUGUGGAGUCUUUUAUUUCUCAUUCUACUGUUUUAGAAAAUUGCACUGUUGAAGAAAAGCCGGUUAAUCAAAAUUCCCUUAAAAGUAAGCACAGGAUAAAUCUAGAUUCUACAACUUCAGCACAAUCAACAUCUAUUAAUACGUCUCAGAGCAAUUCAAAUGGGGAAGUAUUGUGCAAAAGCAGGGAAGAUAAUCAACCAAUAGAGAAAAGCUUGUCACAGACCACUAUAGUCAUUAGCGACUCUCAAAAUAGUGAGUGGGAUCCAGAUUGUGAGAAUAAAAAUUUAAGUGAAAGUCAAGAAACAAUGCCACCAAGUCCCUUUUCAAUAUCUUCAAGCUCUGAAUCUUUGCUGUCACCAAAGACAUUAGAGAGGAUGUCAUCGCUUCAUAACAACUGUGAUAAUAAUAAUCUUCCUGUUAACUGCCACGAUAACGUUACAAGUCCUCACAACUCAUCUAGUCAGGAUGAAGUCAUAAUUAUUGAGAAAAAAAUCCCACGUUUUGUAAUAGACUAGUACUAAUAAGGGAGAACUUUUGUUCUACAGUUAGGAAGUUUUUAUGAGAAUAUAGUUUGGGAAUUACUGUAACAAUAAUUUUUUUUAAAAACCUCCUUUAUACUUAAAAACUGUAUAAAGUAAUUUUUACAAAGACUUUCAAAUAUAUAUAUAUAUAUAUACAGGUCGUUAUCGACUUAUGACCAAUUGACUUUACGACAAUUGGCACGCCAGCUUCCAGCAGCAAUAAUAAAUAGUCCAGCUGAAAUCUGAUGGGUUUAAUUUCUUAGAAAUUAACCCAUCUACGGAUGAUGUCAGCCAACAAAUGCUUCUCCUAGGUUUGGUUAUCGAUUGUCACUGUAUUGGAUGACUAUCCUGACAUGGAGACAUCGAGAACUGCUUAAGACUAACGCCAGUAUAGUAGUAUGAUAUAGAAUGCUGUGUGUGACCUUUACCUGAAAAUGUACCAUAAGAAUGUAAAAAUAUAAAACAAAGCCAUGUAGGCCUAUAGGCCAACUUACAAUCAAUCAGAACCAAUUGUGGUUGGAAGUUGACGAUGACCUGUAUUUCUUUUUUGUAUCUGGUUUGCAAGAUUCUUGAUGUGAAUUUGUGUGUUGAAGCAUAUUUUGUUGUAUCUGGAGAGAGUAAUUUUGUCUUUAUGCCUUAUUAACUAACACAUUUACUGGUCUAAUUUCCAUUCAAUUUGUUUAUAUAUAUUUUUUUCUUCCAGAAUUUUCCUUACUUCUUGCAACCUUCUCAAUAGUUGUUGACUGUCCGUUAUUGGAGCUGUAGUCCUUUUGUUUAUUUGUGCACAUGUGUAUGUAUUCUACAUAUUCAUUUUUGUGUGUACCUGUCUCCUUGUGUGUGCAUGUUUGAAUGUGUCUAUGUAUGAGUUUGUGUGACUAUGGAUGUGUGUAUCUGUGUGUGGAGUGUGUGUGUGUAUAUGGCCAUGUUUCCAUCUACUUUUGUGUGUGCUUGUCUGUCCAUAUCACCUCUGUACCUAUCUAUCUGUUUUCCUACAUAUCCAUUUACCUAUGUAUGUAUAUUGUGGGUAUCACUACUUUCUAUGUGUAUUUCCUAUUUAGUACAGGUGAUGUUUUGUUUAUGAGGCCAACUUGACAUCUGCAUUUUAUCCGAGUAACCGAAGAACCUAUCACUCAGACAAAUACAGGACUACGUCCUCAUAAAUGAAACAUCUCCCACACUAAAUAGGAAAUACAUGUAGAAGGUAGCGAUACUCAAAUACAUACAUAGGUAUAUUUGUUAAUAGGCUGUUAUGUGGGUGUAUAUAUAUAUAGGUAGAUAUGUAGGAAAACAGAUAGAUAGGUACAUAGGUAAUACAGACAAGCAUACACAGACACACAUACAAAAACAUGAAUAUGCAAAAUACGCACAUGCACAUAAACAAACAAAACGAACACAGCUCUGAUUACAGUCAACAACUAUGAGAAGAUUGCAAGAAGCAAUAAAAAUUCUGGAAGAAAAAAUAUAUAUAUAAAUAAAUAGAGUGGAAAUUGAACUGGUGAAUGUGUUAGUUAAUAAGGUAUAAACACAAAAUUAAUCUCCCCAGACACAGCAAUAUGUAUACAUAAUGUCCCUCACACAAAAUAUCUUGCAAAAUAUUUCUCUUUAAAACUAUAUCACUCCCACAACACUUGCUGGGUCCCUAACAAAAGUAUUUGGCUUAAAAAGAUUUGGUUUCAUAAGUUAUAAAUAGAAAGAUACCCUAUGACUUUUUCUAUUUCUUACUUAGUUAUUUUUCAACCCAUUUACUUAAAUUUUAGACAAUUUCAGGAUAAUCCCUGAUGCUGAGAAGUCAAAAUGAAACAAAGAUACUAUAUAUAUAUAAAGAUAUAUAUAUAUAAACAGUUCCUAUGUAACUAAGUCCAUCAGACUACUAACAGUUUCAAUAAGUACAGCUCACUUCAGCAAAAAGCAGAAGCACUGACAAGUAUUUGUUUCUUUCAUUGCUGAAUUCGGCUGUUCUUUUGAGCCAGGAAAAGCAACAGCAAACCAAAUCAGUAUAUUCUUUGUAAGAAAAUCAAGAUUUCAUAAGCUUUGUCAUGACAUGAAAUCAAUAAUUAUAGAUUAUAUACAUACACGCACACCACACUUAAUGUUUACAUAACAUGAGAAUUCAUGAUCUGUUUUAAAUGAUUGCAUGCAAUGGAUUACACUGAAUGAAAUUAAAAUAUAUAUUUUUCUCUAAAA
Messenger RNA from Octopus bimaculoides (California two-spot octopus), 5842 nucleotides. RefSeq lists its product as uncharacterized. The record is from RefSeq and is a predicted model, not a curated record. NCBI's taxonomy places the organism in Eukaryota, Metazoa, Mollusca, Cephalopoda, Octopoda, Octopodidae. Gene Ontology annotation, molecular function: 5'-3' DNA exonuclease activity; damaged DNA binding. Gene Ontology annotation, biological process: interstrand cross-link repair; double-strand break repair via nonhomologous end joining; telomere maintenance.